Molecule: messenger RNA, 2276 nt
Organism: Biomphalaria glabrata
Lineage: Eukaryota; Metazoa; Mollusca; Gastropoda; Planorbidae
Product: cyclin-dependent kinase 5 activator 1-like
Exons: 1
Coding region: 355-1227 (290 amino acids)
Biological process (GO): activation of protein kinase activity; positive regulation of cyclin-dependent protein serine/threonine kinase activity
Cellular component (GO): cytoplasm; protein kinase 5 complex
Molecular function (GO): cyclin-dependent protein serine/threonine kinase activator activity; protein kinase binding
Source: RefSeq, a predicted model, not a curated record
ACGCCAUUACUCUGAGUCUACAGAUGUGAUAGGCCUGUCGCUGUGUUAAACCUUUUUUUUUAUUUCUUUCAAAAAGGGAUAUAUUAGUGAUAUAAUAGUACAUUGUAAUUAGCGAUUGUGACAAAUUUCUUGUUUUUUUUCCUAUUAUUUUGAAUCAAAUGAUUGUUAAUAUUAAGAUAGACCACUCUUGACUAGAAUGAACCGAUGGCUCAGGCUGGAGAGACGGUUCACAUGUUGAUUUCGAUCUGUGCCUGGUGAGUCAUCCAGCCGCAUAGCUGCACAGCGUCAAGUUGGUUUUAUCUGGGGCAUCGCCGCCAUUAAAGCCACUUUUGGUUGUCUUUUAUUCUCGUCAGCAUGGGCACCGUACUAUCCCUGUCUCCGCCAUCUCGGAGGCCCCUCAGUGAGGACAUCAACAGCUACAACUAUGAAGUGCUCAACAACAAAAACAACAACAAUAACAACAACAACAACACCAAGGAAAAAAGCUUUAAGCGCCACUCCAUCUUCCUGAGCGCCCUCAGCUGGAAGAAGUUCACAGUCAACCCUAAGAAGAAAGACAAAAACCUGAUGAAAUUGUCGAAUUCAGUUUUCUUGAACGGGACGAAAUUCGACACCAACUACAACAUUGAGAACUUUAACCUUAACAACUUUCAAAAGUCGGUGUCAUGUUACAACCUGAAGGCUGCGCCAGAAGAGCCACCAGUUCCAGUGAAGACGACCUCCAUCAAAAAGCUUGAGAAAGCGCCAAGCCCUAAGCGCACAGUCAUCCAGGCCUCAACGUCGGAACUUUUGAAAUGCCUGGGAGAGUUCCUCAAGCGGAAGUGCAAGAGGCUAAAGCGUUUCGAGGCCUCAGACGCCAUUUUGUGGCUGAGGUCGGUAGACAGGUCGCUCCUGCUGCAGGGCUGGCAGGACAUUUGUUUCAUCAACCCUGCCAACGUCGUCUUUAUCUUCUUGCUGGUCAGGGACCUGCCGUCCAACGACCUUCUUCAGGAGCACGAUCUUCAGGCCUACGUCCUGACCUGCCUCUACCUGUCCUACUCCUACAUGGGCAAUGAGAUCAGUUACCCCCUCAAGCCAUUUCUGGUGGAGGAGAACAAAGACAGGUUCUGGGACAGGUGUCUGCUAGUCGUCAAUAGACAUAGCUCUAACAUGCUAAGGCUCAACCGGGAUCCCGGAUUUUUCACGGAUAUUUUCAGUGAACUGAAGACUUACUCCCCUUGUAUAUAGACUCUCCAACCGCAAAGAUCAAAAAAAUAGUUUACAUCUAGCAUUGUACGUAUUCACAUGGUUUAGAGAUUAAUGAUUGCAACAGGAGAGAGUUACGGCACGCUGUUGUCACGUGUCAAGAAUGGACCAAUCGUUUUUCGAGAUCAAAUUUCAAAUGUAUAUUUGUGUGUAAUAUCCCAUGGAUCUUGGAACGUAAACGGUUUCGCUGUGCUGGUGUGUUGAAUUGUCUAUUUUAAAAAUUAAGAUAGACCCUCCCCUACCAAAAAAAAUAAAUAAAAUUCUAACAUAUCACAGCCUUAUCAGUAUCAAACCUGUUUUAAAGAAAACUCAAAUUUAAAAGUCCGACUCGGAACGGAAAUUGCCGAGCAAUUAAUGGAGUUGUUUCUAAAGAUAGCAACAUGAGACGCAUUGGACAUAUCUACUAUGUGUGUUGACAUUGAGUUUUGUACUUGUUGUUGUGUUCAUAUGUUUAACCUUGGCUAUGAAAUAUGUAAUGUGUCAGUUGAAGGUCAUUUCAAGGUCGUAUACAUUUUUUUUUCGUAUUUCAAAAAUUCUUAAUUUCUAAAUUUACUUGUGUUUUUUUUUUUUUAAUAUUUUAUUUAUUGCAUUUUUACAAAUGUUCUAUUUUUUAAAUUUCUCAAGUAUAUAAAAUGUAGUGUCUUUUUGGAAUGACAUAUCGUUUAAAUAUAUAUAUAUAUAUAUAUAUAUAUAUAUAUAUAUAUAUAUAUAUAUAUAUAUGUGUGUGUGUGUGUGUGUGUGUGUGUGUGUGUGUACAUGAUAUGUAAUGUAGAUAAACUUGAAUGGACACAUUGAUACUAAUCAGGUCAAUGAAGCGAGCUAAUUGAACAAACUACAAACAUUUACCCUUGUACAUCGCUCUGGAUUAUUUGGUUUUCAUUUCUGAAAACACCUGGCCAACUGUACUUAUUUCUCUCUAUUCAGUUCUACACCAAUGCCAGUGUUUAACAAAUUGUAACUCCUAGAUUUUAAAUGCAUGUAUAUAUAUAGUUUUGAAAUAAAUAUUCUUAAAAAUAUGAAUGUAAAAUAUG